AUGUCUUUCGAUCGUGUCCUCCCUAGGCCCCCGGCUUUGUAUGAGACCGCAAGCCGUUGCCACAAACCGUCGACCAGCAGUCUUCUAGAGCAUAAGAUCAUGAAUGAUAGGAGCAGGGCCAUGUCGAUUGAGGACAUGUCACGCCCUUCACUUAGCAUGCGAAAACUAAACGACUCUGAGAGCUGCUCGACAGCAUUGUCUCAGAUGCAGCUGUCAUCUAUCAACCGAGAGAAAUUGGUAGAAAACAAUCAUCUCCAACCGAAUUUCACAACUUCUCCAAAACAAAACACGCCCGGAGGAACGGUUGAGCUGACACUGGGAGAGCGGUCAGCCUCGGAUAGUCCAACGAAAUUGGAGUCGGCAAAAGAGGCGGCCUCGCAAUUCUGCCUUUGCCAACCAGACCCUAAAAUUCCAAGGCCGAGGAAUGCAUUUAUUCUGUAUAGACAGCAUUAUCAGGCUGCUGUUGUAGCCCAAAAUCCUGGCCUCGCCAACCCGGAGAUUUCGAAGAUCAUAGGAGAACAAUGGAGAGCUCUUCCGAUAGAAACAAAGGAAGAGUGGAAAGCAUUAGCAGAGGCAGAGAAAGCUCGACAUCAGCAGCAGUAUCCGGAUUACCGAUACCAACCUCGGAGAUUUGGGCGUGACAACUAUGUACGUAAUGCUUCCAUGUCUGCUGGCAGCUCAAUGGGCCCGACGAUCUGCAAUCGCUGCGGUGGGCGUCUAAUGAACCCACCCUCCACCCCUCAUACACCCUUGACUGCAACCAUUCCAUCUAUGAGUAGCCGCUCUUCACAACCCGAGUCGACUUCUUCGCACAACAGCUCGAUCCGUGGAGGCAGUAGGUCCGACCGCCGCCGCUCCAGCUCCUUGAAUCUAUAUCCCGAUUCAGAUCGACGAGUGUCGCAUUCUUCACAUUCUCAGUGGAAAGAAUCCGACACUGACUCUGCAGAUUCCAAACGCCGUCGUCUGAACAGUAGCACAUUUCACAGGACGGGAAGCCCGGACACAGAAGCAUACUCACUGUCUUCUCAGAAAACAUAUGUUUCUCGGCCAGGCGUUGCCUACUUCCGCAGCCAUGUGCCCCGUCAACCUGAACGAGACCCGAACUUGACUCUUCCACCGUUGAAAGGAAACGAUAUUGCAGCACGGAAUCAAACUGACACAGUAAUGAGCAUACCCGUUUUGAAUAAGAUCAAAGUUCUUACUAAAAUAUCCCCUCCACUUUCUGAACGCAAUGACUCACCACCGAGGGGCGUCGUUGUUGCUGUCGACGGCCAAGACCCCACUCAAGUUAAAAUAAUGUUGAAACAUCUCGGACGGCUUUUGAGCUACGACAACAAGUUCUUAGUCAGAGUCUUCGAAGGACCUGAUAUCCUUACCCAUCAGAGCUCAUCUUCAAGUCAAAUGGGCGAUGCUACGGUGGAUUAUCUGAACGUUAUAUCCGCAUGGCAUCGAAUCUCGGAUGAUAUCACUCAAUUUGUCGGAUGUAAGCAGUCAGACAACGAGUCCAAGGACUCUUCCAGGACUGGGACACCUCAAUCUGAGACUAAAACAGAGCGGAGCCCAUCUCCCCUAGGGACUAACGCGGAUGCAAUCCCUGUUGCUCUGGUUCCUAGGUACCAACUUACUACUGCAGAUGCGUUCGCCUGUGCCAUUCCGAUCAAUGAUCGGUAUGCAUUUCUAGAACACUGGCAGUGGAUGGCUUCUCUCUGGCGGGCAUGCGUUGGCCCUGAUGUGACCGUUCACAUUCGUGAGUGCGAGCGAGAUGAGAUUGAGAGGCAUGGCUCAGGGAAUCCCGUAGAGGUCCGUCUUAAUGAAGCGCGCACGCUUAUUGUCAGGCGUCUUCCAGAUCCAAGCAAGGAUAUCGAGGAGAAGGCUCUUAGACGCGUUGGAUUCGAACUUGAGGACUUUAUUACGCGGUAG
Molecule: messenger RNA, 1920 nt
Organism: Talaromyces proteolyticus
Lineage: Eukaryota; Fungi; Ascomycota; Eurotiomycetes; Eurotiales; Trichocomaceae
Exons: 3
Coding region: 1-1920 (639 amino acids)
Biological process (GO): anatomical structure morphogenesis; cell differentiation; negative regulation of transcription by RNA polymerase II
Molecular function (GO): RNA polymerase II cis-regulatory region sequence-specific DNA binding; DNA-binding transcription factor activity, RNA polymerase II-specific
Source: RefSeq, a predicted model, not a curated record